CUGUCAUCAGAGCCAUAUCCGAAACCAUGGAGGUAAUGGACGCCUUAAAUCUGGGCGAAUUUGCCCAAUAUUUCUCGAAAAUUCCCACGUUUCCUCUGUUUGAUCUGGCCUAUUACAUCGUCUCCAUACUCUACCUCAAGUAUGAGCCGGGCUCAGUGGAGGUUUCCCGCAGAAGCCCUGUGGCCUCCUGGCUCUGUGCAAUGCUCUACUGCUUUGGGAGCUACAUCCUAGCAGACAUCAUGCUCGGACACAGCCCCAUCGACUAUUUCCAUAAUAACAGCCACAUCAUCCUGGCCUCAGCUGUAUGGUAUCUUAUCUUCUACUGCCCGCUUAAUUUGUUCUACAAAUGUGUCGCAUUCCUGCCCAUUAAGCUCGUGCUAGUAGGUAUGAAGGAAGUAGUCCGUACUCACAAAAUCGCUGCAGGAGUCCACCACGCUCAUCAUGCCUAUCACCAUGGCUAUUUCAUCAUGAUCAUCACUGGUUAUGUCAAGGGAUCUGGAGUAGCUCUCAUGUCAAAUUUUGAGCAACUGUUGCGUGGAGUGUGGAGGCCAGAGACCAAUGAAAUUCUCAACAUGUCAUUCCCAACUAAAGCCAGUCUGUAUGGAGCCAUUCUGUUUACACUGCAGGAGGUGCACUGGCUUCCUGUGUCUAAGAGCACCCUUAUCUGUAUCUUCACUCUUUUCAUGGCUACUUCUAAGGUGGUUAUGACCGCUCGCCACUCUCACGGAUCUCCCUUCACUCUCGUCGAGUCAUGGGUGUCCCACCUGCUCUUCGGAUCUCCACUUGCUGUUGAAGAUGCUCAUAAUCACCACCACACUGCCCCGGCUGCAGCCUCUGCCCCUGCCUCUCCAGCCAAAAGCAAGGAGGAAUUAAGUGAAGGCACUCGCAAGAGAAAAGCCAAGAAAGCAGAGUAGACAUAAAAGUAGACAAAAAAA
Molecule: messenger RNA, 935 nt
Organism: Ictalurus punctatus (channel catfish)
Lineage: Eukaryota; Metazoa; Chordata; Actinopteri; Siluriformes; Ictaluridae
Gene: tmem38a
Product: transmembrane protein 38A
Biological process (GO): potassium ion transmembrane transport
Cellular component (GO): membrane
Molecular function (GO): identical protein binding; potassium channel activity
Source: RefSeq, marked provisional